UAUAAAAGAAUCAACUGUUUAUUAAAAUUGAUGAAAUAUCAGCAUAAGAUAGGCAAUUUCUACGAAAGGAAUGCAAAAGGUGGCUCAUCUGAGGAUGUUUAGGUAAUGCUCUCUGAGACCCAGGGGACGCCAUGUCUGAAGAGGCGAUCUCAGGGAGCGAUCUGGAGCCGAGCCUUAACAGCGAAGAGGAGGAUUUGGAAGAGGAGGAGGAGAUGGAUGAGGAAGAUGGAGAAAACGACGGAGAUGACGAAGACGACACAGUGGACCACCCAGCAGAGGGAACCCCUCCAUCUACCUCACCUUCCAGAGACUCCCUCCCCGACACCACCCAUCAGCCUACAUCCCGACCUCCCUCUAGACCCAUGUCCAACCAUUCCUCGAGGUCUACAUCUCGCCCCUCAUCCAGACAAGCGUCUCAUCCGCCUUCUAGACCCUCGUCUCGUGCCCCUUCUGGGGCAGGGUCCCAGCCCCCCUCCAGCCCAGAGAGCCCCAGCACUGCCUCCAAGGGCAGUAAAAAGAAGAGGUCCUCCAAACCUGCUCACAUGAGGCGGAAUAUUCGAAAGCUCCUAAAGGAACACCAGCUGGAGGCAGGUACUAAAGCAGCCCAGCAGGAGGAGCUGGAGAGGCGACGGCGACUGGAGCAGCAGAGGAAAGAUUUUCCUUUAGCUGUACCCCCUGAUCCGCCUGUAUGUGAAGAGGCAUCGUGGUUAGGGGAAGGUUCUCAGGUUCUCAAGUCAACAGCAAGACAGGAAGUGAUCUGUCUAGAUAGCAGUGGGGAUGAAGAGGACUCCAAAGAACCUGCCCUUCCACAAAAACCCUUCCACAGAGAUGAUGUUAUUGAGCUGAGUUCGGGUGAUGAGGAUGCCUUGCAGAUCAGCAGUGAGUCAGCCAAUGAAGAUGAGGACAGGUCAGCCACCCCUGGCACAGAGGAGAGCAGUGGAGCUCAUGUAAAUGAUGCCCUAAACCAGCCAGAUGCACAGGGUAGAGUACUGGUCAACAUAAACCAUCCAGCUGAAGAGAGUGACCUGUUUCUGGCCCCACAGCUUGCCAGGGCAGUCAAACCUCACCAGAUUGGUGGAAUUAGGUUCCUGUAUGAUAAUUUAGUGGAGUCCCUUGAGCGCUAUAAGAACAGUAGUGGUUUUGGCUGUAUUCUGGCUCACAGUAUGGGUCUGGGAAAAACCCUCCAGGUCAUAUCCUUCGUUGACGUUCUUUUGCGGCACACUGAAGCACACACUGUCCUGGCCAUAGUGCCUGUGAACACACUACAGAACUGGCUGGCUGAGUUCAAUCUUUGGAUCCCUACCGCGGACAACCUGCCCCCCGACAAUGACCCAGAACACACUCUACCACGUUCUUUCAAAGUGCACAUCCUCAAUGAUGAACACAAGACGACAGCAGCGCGGGCCAAAGUGGUGGAGGACUGGACUCGCGAUGGUGGGGUGCUGCUUAUGGGGUAUGAGAUGUAUCGCCUGCUGUCUUUGAAAAAGAGCUUUGUGACAGGACGCAAAAGGAAGUCCAAAAAACCUGUCGGACCCGUCAUCAUUGAUUUGGAUGAAGAGGAUCGGCAGCAAGAGCUGAUGAGAGGUAUUGAGAAGGCCUUGUCCCGACCUGGACCAGAUGUGGUUAUCUGUGACGAAGGCCACCGAAUUAAGAACUGUCAUGCCAGCAUCUCCAAGGCUCUGAAGAACAUCCGCUCACGGCGCCGUGUGGUUCUGACAGGCUACCCACUUCAGAACAACCUUAUUGAGUACUGGUGCAUGGUGGACUUUGUUCGGCCUGACUUCCUGGGUACUCGACAGGAGUUCAGCAACAUGUUUGAGCGACCCAUCCUGAAUGGACAGUGCCUGGACAGCACACCACAGGAUAUCCGCUUAAUGCGCUACCGCAGCCAUGUCCUUCACAGUCUUCUGGAGGGCUUCGUGCAGAGGCGAGGCCAUGAUGUCCUGAGGACCCAGCUAACCCCCAAGGAUGAGCAUGUCAUCCUGGUGCGUCUCUCGCCUCUUCAGAAGGCUCUUUACACAGAAUUCAUGAACCGUUUCCGGGAGGCUGGUAACAGCGGAUGGCUUGGCCUCAAUCCACUCAAAGCAUUUUGUGUCUGUUGCAAGAUCUGGAACCAUCCUGAUGUGUUGUACGAAGCCCUGCAGAAGGAGAAUCUGGCGAACGAGCAGGACCUUGACCUUGAUGACUUGAACUCCACUAGCAACACACGCUGUGCAGCCUCUGGGUUGAAGAGCAAGCCUUCAGACUCUACAAACAGCAAGAUGGCAGUUGCUGGCGUUGGGCUUAAUCCCCUGCAAGAGAAAGCUAACCAAGUCAUCACCUAUGAAUGGGCAAAGGAUAUCAUGACAAACUACCAGACGGGUGUUCUAGAGAAUUCUGCCAAGAUGGUGUUACUCUUUCACUUGAUUGAUGAGAGUGUAAGCAAGGGAGACAAAAUCCUUGUAUUCAGUCAGAGCUUGUCCACUCUGACAGUCAUUGAGGAUUUUCUGUGCACAAGGCCCAUGCCGGCAUGCAGAGUUAAGCCUGACAGUCCCAGCCCAAACUGGAUUCGCAGCAUCAACUAUUACAGGCUGGAUGGGAGCACGUCGGCCUCAGAAAGAGAGCGGCUCAUCAAUCAGUUCAAUGACCCAGCCAAUGACGCAGCGUGGGUCUUCCUACUGUCGACCAGAGCGGGCUGUUUAGGGGUUAAUCUGAUUGGGGCCAACCGUGUGGUUGUGUUUGAUGCCUCGUGGAACCCAUGCCACGAUGCCCAGGCAGUAUGCCGUGUGUAUCGCUAUGGACAGAAGAAGCCCUGUUACAUUUAUCGCCUGGUGUGCGACUUCACCCUGGAGAAGAAGAUUUACGAUCGGCAGGUCUCCAAACAGGGCAUGUCAGAUCGUGUGGUGGAUGACUUGAACCCGGUUCUAACGUUCACACGGAGGGAGGUGGAGUCUCUGCUGCAUUUUGUGGAGGAGGAGCCGGACCCAACCCAAGCACCUCUUGAGCCCUGUGAAGAAAUGGAGGCUGUCAUUAAACAGGCCUGUCUGCUCUACCCUCACCUUAUAACCAAGCAACCUUUCCACCAUGAGUCUCUCUUGAUGGACCGCAAAGAUCUGAAACUCACUAAAGCUGAAAAGAGAGCUGCUAAGAAGAGUUACGAGGACGAGAAACGAGCUUCAGUGCCCUACUCUCGCCCUUCUUAUGCCCACUACUAUCCAGCCAGCAAUCAGAGCCUCACCAACAUACCAGCCUUCAGCCAGCGCAACUGGCGGCCCAAUCCUCGGUCAGAUGAGAAGCCGAUUGCCAGCGUUAGGCCUGUCCAGUCCACUCCAAUUCCCAUGAUGCCACGGCAGGUGCCUAUGGGUCUUGCUGGCUCCAGCACUGGUGUUAAUUUUCCAGUCAACUACUUACAAAAGGCAGGAGUCUACGUUCAACGGAUAAUCACAACAACUGACAUUGUGAUCCCAGGAUCCAACAGCACAACAGAUGUUCAGGCUCGGAUUGGCGCAGGAGAGAGUAUUCAUGUAAUUAAAGGAUCAAAAGGCACCUAUAUUAGAACGAGUGAUGGAAGAAUAUUUGCCAUCCGCUCAGGAAAGACUAGACCAGCCGAAGGUGAAUCCAGUGCUUCAAGAGAUACCCAGAGCUCCUUAAUGACCUCAGUCAGCAAUGGCUGUGUCUCUCCUCCUGAGAGGAAGCGAUUAACCCCGGAUGGAUUGGCACAUCCAUCUCCACUCGACAGUCCAGAGAUCCUCCGAGAACUCCGCCGUUAUGCUGUCAGCGAGGAAGCUGCUAUGGUAAGAAAUGAACUGACAUCCUCAGAAACAGCAGAAGCAUCUGGUGGAGACCAGACUACACAACAGAACCAGAACCAGCCUUCAGAUCACAGCAGGCAGCUUGGCAACAAUGUCAUCACAACAGCCCCAGACAUACGCGGCAACAAGCGUAAGCUGAUGUCCGAGAGCCGCAUUGCCAAGCAGCUACAGGGCAAACGGACGCUACCAUCCACAGGAGCUGGAGGGUAUGGGUUUGGAUUCGGCUUUCCGCCUAUGGGGCUCAACCCUGCCCUAUUGGGUACUCUUGGUCACAUGACACAUCCCCUGCUGGCAGGAAGUGGUACAAGAUCUCAUUUCCUCCAGUCUCACGGUCAGACACUCGGAGACCUACACAACAUGUUUCCUUCAACAGGGCCUGAUCCCCUCAACCUUGGAACUAGUGGAAACACUUCCCUUACCUCAUCUUCUGCCACCUCCUCUCUCAGCACAUCCACUACCCCUUCAAGCUGUGCUGCCACCUCCUCCACCUCAUCAUCCUCCUCCUCGACCCUAACUUCUGGCUCCCUACCGCCAUACUUGCUCAACCCUGGGAUGGCGAGCCUACUGACCUCGGGGUUCCCUAUGUCCUACAGCCAGUCUCUGAUGCCAGACUCCAGGAUGUACUCAAACCCUUCACUUCUUCCUGGAGGACUCCCUUCAACUGCCACCACCACCCCGACUGGCUCAUCUGCCCCUGGCUUUCUGUCCCAUUUGCCUAACUCCACUACCAGCCUGCUAGGGGCAGCACUAAGCCGACCAAACACCCACCCAUCAUUAGCAGAGAAUGGAGGGAGCAGCUCGGAUGAUGAUGUCAUAGAGGUAAUGGGCCAGUAGAGGUCACAGACAGAGAUGAUGUGCCUAGAGUGGCUAUGGCUCAAAUCUAUCACUGGACUGGACAAAACAAAAAGAAACAAAAAACAAACAAACAAACAAAAUCCUUAUGCUGAAUAUGCAUGUAACUGAGGACGUGAAUAACCUGUGAUCAUCUGAGUUACCUGAGACCUGUGUAAGACAGACUGGGUAAAUGUUGCAGUAAGGGACCAGAACUUUGGGCUUCCAUUGAGGUGCCCACUCUCCGGAGCUUGGCUAUGAAAUGACUUUUACUUGUUACUAGGGGAAACCAAUCAGAACUCAUUGUGAUUGUCUUUCUGGACUGUUUGCAUUCUAAAAAGGUGACUG
Chanos chanos (milkfish) is the source of this 4970-nucleotide messenger RNA. RefSeq names its product RAD54 like 2 (gene rad54l2). The record is from RefSeq and is a predicted model, not a curated record. Gene Ontology annotation, molecular function: ATP hydrolysis activity; ATP binding. The coding region runs from base 132 to 4625 and encodes 1497 amino acids. Gene Ontology annotation, cellular component: nucleus. The transcript has 22 exons. Lineage: Eukaryota; Metazoa; Chordata; Actinopteri; Gonorynchiformes; Chanidae.